AUGUCGUCAGUGACUCAAACCACACUCAUGCUGAGCAAGCACACAGAAACACCCUCUUAUUCUUGUUUAGAUUAGUGGGCCUGUCUCAGAUUAUGGAGAAGCGUUUUGCUCUUUUGGUCGGGGUUCUGCUCUUGCAGCUUAUGAUUCAUUGCUCUGGUGCUGAUUUGAAGGUAGAAGAAGGUGCAAAAACUGUAGUGGAUCCAAAAGUUUCAUCGACAUCUGAAGGUUCAAAUAGCUCGGAUGAUAAGAAACAGAAAGUUGUGACGAAUUUAGUUUCAGACGGUAAUGAAGUUCAAGAAGUGAAGAAAGAUAAAGAUCAGGGUGGUGGAUCAAAUAAUGGUGUUGGGAAAAGCAAGGAGAAGACCGGUUCAGAUGGGGAAGUUGGGUCGACAGAAACGCAUAGUGUGGCAAAGGGUGAGAAAGGAUCAAAUGAUGGGAAGAAUGGGAAGUCGAGUGAGGAAUCAAAGGCAAUGGCUAGGGAGGAGGUGGGUAAUGCCGGAAAUGUGAACCCUGUGAGAGAGGAUGGUACUCCCCGUGAGGAAUGUGGUUCUGCUAAUAUGUGCACUGUAAAGGAGAACAAGCUGGUUGCCUGUUUGAGAGUUCCUGGAGAUGAUGAUUCUCCUCAUCUUUCGCUUUUAAUUCAGAACAAGGGUAAAGACCCUCUGGUGGUUACCAUUUCAGCUCCUGAAUUUGUCCGGCUAGACAAAACAAAAGUUCAACUGAAAGAGAAAGAUAAUGCAAAGGUGGAUGUUUCUGUUGGAAGUGGAGGAGCUACCAGCAUAAUUGUUCUGAAGGCAGGAAAUGGCAACUGCAGCCUUGAUUUCAAGGACCUGAUCACGCACAGUUCCCAGAAGGAGCCUGAUAAUUCUUCAAACACCACCUACUUGUUCCUCUGGACACACAGACCUGCCAUUGGGAUUCUAUUGGUUGCCUUGCUAAUGAUUUUGGUAUUUGCCGGGAUGUAUGUCAGAUUCAUGAAGAAGCGGGUUUCCAGCAGUGGCUUUAAAUAUCAGAAGCUUGAUGAUGUGCACCUCCCAGUUUUGAGCAGUGAAAAGCCAGAGUUGCACAUUAAUGAUGGAUGGGACGACACUUGGGAUGAUAAGUGGGAUGAUGAGGAGGCCCCCCAUACUCCCUCGAUGCCGGUUACUCCUAGCCUCUCUGGUAAAGGCCUUGCCUCACGAAGGUUGAACAAGGAAGGGUGGAAAGAUUAGUUUGUUAGGUAGACUUGACUUGAUUACUCAGAGAAGGGGAAAAGAAGGAGAUGAUAGACGCAUGUUUUUGUUCCUUAGACUAUAUAUUUAUCAUCGACUUAACAUCAUCAGUUCUUAACCACUUGAAAUUUUGUUUCCCCGGCAAAUAUAGUAAGCUGAAAAUGUUAUUU
Molecule: messenger RNA, 1381 nt
Organism: Fragaria vesca subsp. vesca
Lineage: Eukaryota; Viridiplantae; Streptophyta; Magnoliopsida; Rosales; Rosaceae
Exons: 5
Coding region: 93-1211 (372 amino acids)
Source: RefSeq, a predicted model, not a curated record